Lasiosphaeria miniovina is the source of this 423-nucleotide messenger RNA. RefSeq lists its product as uncharacterized. Lineage: Eukaryota; Fungi; Ascomycota; Sordariomycetes; Sordariales; Lasiosphaeriaceae. The coding region runs from base 102 to 359 and encodes 85 amino acids. The record is from RefSeq and is a predicted model, not a curated record. The transcript has a single exon.
CAACUUUCUCCACUGCCUUUUCGUCUUACCACUGCCAGCGCAGCCCUCCAACCCAGCCCUCAUAGAUCAUCGCAUGAUGAAGUCUACGCCUAGACAGCAAGAUGUCAUCUUCACUGUUUAGUGCUGUCCUUGAGAUGUUGCGUUACCAUACCCCACCCCCCACCCGAUCACCUUGCCACCCGAUCACCUCGCCACCCGAUCACCUUGCCACCCGAUCACCUUGCCACCCGAUCACCUUGCCACCCGAUCACCUUGCCACCCGAUCACCCUUUUUACACCAAAAUAGUAAAUAUUUGAACAGCGACUAUGCAGUCAAUUCUGGAGCAAUUCGCAAGCUAAAUAUAGCAAAAUGUAUCUAAUUACAUGUUCAAUAAUUAUAUCGAGCCGGCAUUUGUAUUACACGGCCAGAUCGGGUCAUGUUUG